This is a messenger RNA of Acanthochromis polyacanthus (spiny chromis), 4513 nucleotides long. RefSeq names its product ligase IV, DNA, ATP-dependent (gene lig4). The record is from RefSeq and is a predicted model, not a curated record. Gene Ontology annotation, molecular function: ATP binding; DNA binding; DNA ligase (ATP) activity. Gene Ontology annotation, biological process: double-strand break repair via nonhomologous end joining; nucleotide-excision repair, DNA gap filling; DNA biosynthetic process. NCBI's taxonomy places the organism in Eukaryota, Metazoa, Chordata, Actinopteri, Pomacentridae. The transcript is spliced from 3 exons. Gene Ontology annotation, cellular component: DNA-dependent protein kinase-DNA ligase 4 complex; DNA ligase IV complex. Bases 128 to 2854 code for a protein of 908 amino acids.
ACGUUUUCCUUGCAGGACCUACUUUAAAUUCCAGGAAGUGUCUGUCGUCAACAUGUAGUCGUCCGGGAUUCUGACGGCUUUUAUUUUUACUUUGGAGGCCUGAAGGCAGACGUUAACAGAUUUUAUCAUGGAGGGAACUUCCAAAAGUGACGCUGCCAGUCAGCCGUCCGUCGCCGCUCAGGUUCCUUUUAUUCACUUGUGCACCACUUUAGAGAAAAUCCAGAAGGCUAAACUCCGUCCAGAUAAAUCCAAGAUCCUUCGAGAUUUUAUUGAGUCGUGGCGGAAUUUUCACUCAGCCCUCCACAAAGGAAACCCCAAAACUACAGACUCCUUCUAUCCUUCUAUGCGUCUCAUAGUUCCCUCUUUUGAACGAGAGCGAAUGGCGUAUGGCAUCAAAGAGAGCAUGCUGGCUAAACUCUACAUCGACGUAUUGGGUCUCCCUAAGAGUGGCCCAGAGGCCAAUAAACUACUGAACUACCGAGCACCGACCACAUCCCAGGGAGAAGCUGGAGACUUUGCCGGCAUGGCGUACUUUGUGCUAAAGAAACGAUGCACCAGCCAAGGAAACCUAAGCAUCAAGGAGGUCAAUGACUUCCUGGACUCAGUGGCUAUAAACAACGCUGGCAAGAAGAAGGAUCUUGUGAAGAAGAGUCUGCUGCACCUCAUCACCCAGAGUACAGCUCUAGAGCAGAAGUGGCUCAUUAGAAUGAUCCUGAAGGACAUGAAGCUCGGGAUCAGUAAGGAAACCGUGCUCCAAGUCUUCCACCACGACGCUGCUGAGCUCUACAAUGUCAACACCGACCUGAACAAGGUGUGCCUGCAGCUCCACAAUCCCUCUGUGUCCUUAAGUGACGUCUCCAUCGGGCUUUUCUCUGCCUUCAAGCCGAUGUUGGCAGCCAUAGCCAACAUCCGCAAUGUGGAGAAGCAGAUGGGCAACAGUCCUUUUUUCAUCGAGACCAAACUGGACGGGGAGCGGAUUCAGCUGCACAAGGACGGAGAUGUGUACAAGUACUUCAGCCGAAAUGCUUUUGAGUACACGCAGCAGUUUGGAGGAUCUCCACUGGAGGGAUCGCUGACGCCUUAUAUUCACAACGUCUUUAAAAGCCAUGUCGUCAACUGUAUCCUGGACGGUGAGAUGAUGGCGUACAACCCGACAGCGGAGACCUUCAUGCAGAAAGGGAGCAAAUUCGACAUCAAGAGGCUGAUGGACGACUCCGAGUUACAGACGUGCUUCUGUGUGUUCGACGUGCUGUUGAUCAACGACCAGAAACUUGGAAAGGAAACGCUGAAGAAACGCUACGAGACCCUUCAGACAGUUUUCACGCCAGUCAAAGGACGGAUCCACCUGGUGCCAAAGACGGAAGCCAGAACCAUGCAGGAGGUGGUGAACGCUCUUAAUGAUGCUAUCGACAGCAGAGAGGAGGGCAUCAUGGUUAAGGAUCCUUCAUCCAUCUACAAGCCUGACAAACGAGGGGAAGGAUGGCUGAAAAUAAAGCCAGAAUAUGUGGAUGGCUUGAUGGAUGAGCUUGACCUGCUGAUUGUUGGUGGCUACUGGGGCAAAGGGAGGCGUGGAGGCAUGAUGUCACAUUUCUUAUGUGCUGUUGCUGAAGCUCCGAAGCCCAGUGAGAAACCUUCAGUUUUCCACACCCUCUGUCGCAUUGGCUCCGGCUACACCAUGAAAGAACUCUACGACCUUGGUUUAAAGCUCGCCAAGCACUGGAAGGUCUACCGGAAGAACGACCCUCCAGCAUCCAUCUUGUGCGGAACAGAGAAACCUGAAGUCUACAUCGAACCCUGCAACUCUGUCAUCAUCCAGGUUAAAGCUGCAGAGAUAGUCGGAAGUGACAUGUACAAAACCAACUGCACCCUGCGCUUCCCCCGGAUCGAGAAGAUCCGAGACGACAAGGAGUGGCACCAGUGCAUGACUCUAGCUGAGCUGGAUCAGUUCCGCAGCAAGGCAUCGGGGAAACUCGCCUCGCGGCACCUUCGCAUUGACAACGACGAACCACAGAAGAAGAAACGCAAGAUGCCGGCCAAACCCAAGAAGGUUCCCGGGAUCAUCGACCACUUCAAACCUCAGGACCUCUCCGGGGUCAGCAAGGAGACGGACAUGUUUGAGGACGUGGAGUUCUGCAUCCUGAACGGCACCGAGGAUCACCCUAAAUCUGAGCUGGAAAAGGGCGUGGCCAGGUGCGGAGGUAUCGUGGUUCAGAACCCGGGCCGGGACACCUACUGCGUGAUCGCUGGCGUGGAGAACAUGCGUGUGAAGAACCUGAUUUCAUCCAACCAGCAUGACAUAGUUUGGGCCGCCUGGCUGCUGGAGUGUCUGGACCAGAAGGAAGUGGUUCCAUGGCAACCACGCCACAUGAUCCACAUGUCGCCCUCCACCAGGGAGCACUUCGCCAAGGAGUACGACGGCUUCGGCGACAGCUUCUUCGUGGACACGGACGAGCAGCAGCUGCGGGAGGUGUUCGACCGGAUCAGCAGCGCGGACGCUUCGGUGAACGUCGGACAGGUGGAGGAACGUUACAGCUGGAGCGAUCUACCCAGCAGCAUGUUCAGACCCUUCACCGCUUACAUGGACAGCUACGCCAACAUAGGAGACCCUAAAAGCGCCAUAGCUGCCUCCUGUCUGGAUAUCAGGGCGCUGGAGUUCCGCUACCACGGAGGGACGGUGGUGAAAAAGCUGGAGGAAGGAGUUUCACAUGUCGUCAUCACUGAGGAAACCAGACUUCUGGAUUUACGGACUCUGAGGCGCUGCUUCAGGAAGAAGUUUAAGAUAGUAAGAGACACGUGGGUGACGGAAUCCAUCGAAGCAGGUUAUCUGAUGAAUGACAGCGACUACUUGGUUUGAAGAGUCUACUGAUUUUAAGUCAACACUGGAGGAAAAAAAAAUCUCCUUUAGCAUUUUAAUUAAGUCCAAAUAACAUUAGCAAUACACUAUUUAAUAAAAGUUGUAGUAUAAAAUGCCAGACAAUUUUACCUCUUCACACAGUCCUCACUGAGUUUUAUCUUUGGUGUUCUUAAUAAGUGCUGGUUUUUCAUGGUCUGCUCUAAAAAUCAGAAAAGCAAUUAUUGGAUUUUCAAUUUUGAAAGUAUCCUAAUAGUUUUUUUUCUCAAUUUUCCCCUUUCAAGCUUUUAUCUGUGUAGUUAUUGAAACAUUUUUGGAAUAAAAAGAAGAUUUUCUGCUUAAGGGAAAAUGAAAGGUUUAAUUCAAGCAACUCUGAGAAUAAUUUCAGUGAAUAAUCUGCAUUAGUGGGCAGCAAUACUUCACCAUAAUAAUCCCUCCAUUGUAAAGGCUGCUCCAGUUAUUUAGCAUUGCACUGCGUGAAGGUUGGAGGACUUAUUAGAAACAGAUUUAGAAAAUAUAGCUAACAAUGAAAGAUACAGAAAUGUCUUUACCUAUCAGACGGUAAGUUAAGUUAACUCUUCUUGUUGGAACUAAAUCAGAAUUUUCAAGCUUAAAUGAACCUUGGUUUGUUUAAGCUUAAGCUAGUCAUGAUUUUUUUGAAAAAGCUUAAAUUAGCCCUGAUCUAUAGGAUUAAGUUCCCUUUUGUAAAGCUUAAGCUAACUCUGAUUUUGAGCUUCAGUUAACUCUGAUUUUGAGCUUUAGUUAAGUCAGAUUUAAAGCUUAGGUUAACUCUGAUUUUGAGCUUAAAGUAACUCUAAUUUUGAGCUUAGGCUAACUCUAAUUUUGAGCUUUGGUUAACUAUGAUUUUGAUCUUAAGUUAACUCUGAUUUUGAGCUUCAGUUAACUCUGAUUUUGAGCUUUAGGCUAACUCUAAUUUUGAGCUUAAGUUAACUCUAAUUUUUGAGCUUUGGUUAAUUCUAAUUUUGAGCUUAAAGUAACUCUAAUUUUGAGCUUAGGUUAACUCUAAUUUUGAGCUUAGGUUAACUCUAAUUUUGAGCUUAGGUUAAUUCUAAUUUUGAGCUUAGGCUCACUCUAAUUUUGAGCUUAGGUUAACUCUGAUUUUGAUCUUAAGUUAACUCUGAUUUUGAUCUUAAGUUAACUAUGAUUUUGAUCUUAAAUUAACUCUGAUUUUGAGCUUAAGUUAACUAUGAUUUUGAUCUUAAAUUAACUCUGAUUUUGAGCUUAAGUUAACUAUGAUUUUGAUCUUAAGUUAACUCUGAUUUUGAUCUUAAGUUAACUAUGAUUUUGAUCUUAAGUUAACUCUGAUUUUGAUCUUAAGUUAACUAUGAUUUUGAGCUUUAGGUUAACUCUGAUUUUUAAACUUCAGAUAGCUCUGACUUUUAAGCUCAAAUUAUGUUUUUUAAGCUUAAGUUGUUUCUGAUUAUUGAACUUGAGUUAUCCCUCAUUUUUUCUCUAAAUUUGGAGCGUUCCCUUCAAAGCAAUAAAAGACAUCACAUGAUUGUUGUUUGUUAUGAGUGAAAUGAACAUAAAACCAUUUUGAUAUGAAAAAGAACCAAGAAAAUGUGUCUUAAACUGUUUUGUGCCUUUAUGCUUCCAUGUCAUUACAUAUUAAGUACAACUCUAAUAAAAAUCUUGAAGUGG